AUGAAUCAAAAUGAAAUAGCUUUACCGGCAUCAUCAUCUCAGUUACCUCAUGCUAGUCAACUUCCACUUGCUCAAAGGUUUUCAGCAAUCCCUCUUGCUUUUUGUUGUUUUGCCAUUGGAUCUAUUCUUAUUGGUUUCGUCAAUACUGGACUGAUCACCAGUGUCACUGCAUUACCUGUUGGUUCUUGUAUUGCUACUAGUGGUGUAGGUUUAUUCAUUGGAUCUAUAAGUGAACUUCUUAAAGGUGAAACAUUGACUGGUACAGCCAUGGGUAUUUACUCUGGAUUUUAUUUUGCUUAUGGUAUUCUUUUCAUUCCUAGCUCAGGAUUUUUGGAAUCAACAGUUCAAACAGGAGGAUUACGAGAAGUACAAAAAUGUGCGGCUCUUUUCUCAUUUGUCUAUGCCGUACCAGCCUUUAUGCUCUUUUUGGGUUCAUUGAAACAAGCUUGGUUGGUUCGAUUCUUGAUGCUUCAAGUGACACUUGCCUAUUUUUUAAGUGGUCUUGGUAAUGCUAUGGGAAAUACACCCUUAGUAGUUGCUGGAGGCUGGUUCUCCAUUACACUUGGUAUCACAGCAUGGUACAUGGCUGCUGCCAUGUUGUUCACAAAAGAAAAUACUUAUUUUGUUCUCCCCUUAUUUUAA
Molecule: messenger RNA, 642 nt
Organism: Halteromyces radiatus
Lineage: Eukaryota; Fungi; Mucoromycota; Mucoromycetes; Mucorales; Cunninghamellaceae
Product: GPR1/FUN34/yaaH family-domain-containing protein
Exons: 2
Coding region: 1-642 (213 amino acids)
Cellular component (GO): plasma membrane
Molecular function (GO): acetate transmembrane transporter activity
Source: RefSeq, a predicted model, not a curated record